AUGAAAUCAGAGAUGAUCUCCUCAACUGGUCCGGCCGCCAACGUUGCUCUCCCUCAAAUCACACUCGAUACAACUCUCAGCGAGCUGUACCGCAAGUUUUCACCAUUGGAUGGAGGACAAAGUGUAGCAUAUCUGUUCUAUGUUCCCAUUUCAAGUAUGGACAUCACGACAGAUUUCCCCCGCAAUCGUAAAUAUAUCUAUCAGGAGACUACUUUCAACAAUUUGUCGCAGGAAGCACCAAGUAGAGAGACUGAUAAAGCACUUCAUAUUGAUAUAUUGAAAUAUCUCCACGGUCUCUCUCAACGAGAAACUUUUCUGGCUGGCGAUGCGCCCGUCAUAUCCUUCUACUCGAGCAGUUCAAAGGCUCGCGCAGAGCACGAUAGGCAUCAGUUAGCACGGACAUUGGAUACCUUAGACCCACACCAACGGCCAAACAUCAUCUUCUGCUCAGGCCCGAAAGCCAUUCCCCUGAAGGAGAACGGCAUUGAUAUCCUAUCAUACAAAUUCGUCCUGGAUGGCAUCGCGGAUUACCCCCUAAGGUUUGACCUUGAUAAGCACUGGUAUCUCAAUUCAAAGGAAGCGCUUGCAACAUCCGGACUGCCAACACCAAAAUGCGAAGUCAUUCAUUUAGAUGGGUGCAUGCCCCAUGCUAAAACUUGCUGCAACAUUUGUAAAGACAUUUAUGACGGCUUUGUGCCCUCUACGUGCACAGGAAUACGCGGCGAAUGGUUGCACAAAAGCGUCCAGAAUGUCGUUAGCCGCAUGGCGCAACGCCCUCUGCCAUUCGUAGUCAAGAACACCCAAGCCUACGCCGGCGCGGGUACCUACGUGACCAAAAGCGAAGAAGAACGCACUCAGCUCAUCGAAAACUUCUCGACUCGACUCCUUCCCAUCCUUUUCUCCCACGUCACCCCGGAAAACCAACAUCUGAAACCUGGGACCAUCCUCUUAACUGAUUGUGUUGAAGAUUACAUCGGCAAUUUCUCCAUCAGCUUCUUCGUUGCCCUCGACGGCUCCGCAACCUUCCUCUCCGUCACCGACCAAGUCCAGGACUCCCAAGCCUGGAUGGCCAACAUCAUCACAUACUCCCAGCAGCCAGCCCUCGAGCAGAAGACCACGCCCCUCAUGCGCGAAAUUGCGAAAUGGUUGCACGGACAAGGCUACUCCGGGCCCGCCGGCGCUGAUGUGAUGGAAACGGCUGCCACCCAGCCCCAGCCCCAGCAUAUCAAUGUGAAUGGCAAUCUGGCAAAUGGCAACCUUCUAAAUGGAACUCUCACAAACGGACACCACCCAAACACCAACCUAUCAAACGGAACCCUCCCACCCAACGGCCACACCAACCCCCAACCCCAACCCACGCCUAGCGCACAACCAACCUCCUACAUCAUCGACCUAAACAUCCGCUCAACAGCCUCCUUCUCCCUCGCCCUCCUGCGCACCCAUUUCACCUCCCGCGGCCUCGACUGCGCCAGCUCCUUCGCCAUCACUACGGGCGCUACCAGAGAUGAGUUCCUGAUGACGUGGAAGGAGGACUUUGAGGCCGGCAGGAUCGUGGUGUUGAAUUGGUAUGAGGAGUUUGGGGGGUUUGAGGGGGAGGGAAGGGAGAGGGGUUGGAGGGGGAGGAGGAGGAGGAGGGGGGGGGAGGAGGGGUGA
Messenger RNA from Bacidia gigantensis, 1653 nucleotides. RefSeq lists its product as uncharacterized. The transcript has a single exon. Bases 1 to 1653 code for a protein of 550 amino acids. The record is from RefSeq and is a predicted model, not a curated record. Lineage: Eukaryota; Fungi; Ascomycota; Lecanoromycetes; Lecanorales; Ramalinaceae.